AUGAAAUGGAAUAUUAUCAGGAAAUGGACCACAGAUAAAGUGAGACAAAGUGGUUCUUAUUGUGAGAAAACUGAGAAGAAAGUAGCCAGUAGAGAACAAAGGAUGAGAAAUAUCAUUUGUGAUGCAACAGAUGAGGAUGGUGAUCCCAGCCUUUUAGAGAUUGUAUUCUCUUGGAAUCUUAAGGAUGCUCUCAAUGAAGAUCUUUACAAAAACAAGGUAAAAAAAAUACCGGAGACAUUUAGAUCUGCAUCUAGUUACUUGAAGUCCUUCAUCUAUCCGUUGAUCGAGGAAACGCACUCUGAUCUUUGUUCAAGCUUGAAGGGUGUAUCUCGUGCUCGUUUAUGUGAAAUCAAGACGGUUGAAAGCAACAAGUUCUUUAAACCUCCCAAGGACCUGUUGUAUCUGAUAACAUUGAAGAAUACAUCUGAUGAAGUAGAAGAUGAGGAGGAGGAAAAUGCUAGCAAAUAUGUUCCUGAGGCAGGAGAUUUAUUUGCUUUAACAGAUAUUAAACCCAAAAGAAUUGAUGACUUGAAUAGGCCUGGAAGAUUCUACCAUAUUGCUUAUGUGUGUGGCCCAAAAGAUUCAAAUGAUGAAAUACCAAUACAGUCAUCGAAGCACAUGGAAAUGGAUAUAAGUGACCUUAGGAGCAACAAACUAUAUGCAACAUUUCUUCUGAACCUGACCACAAAUAUUCGUGUUUGGAAAGCACUGAACUCACAGUUUGAGAGUGACAAUACGAACAUCAUUAAGCAAGUGCUGCAGCCAGACCUAAAUGGCGGAGAAAUUUGUAAAAAUUGCCUGUCUGGAGAAAAGGACACACUUCACGCUGCCAUCGAUGGAUAUCUACUACCAUCUCAGAAUCUGAAUAAAUCGCAGGAGGAGGCUGUUUCAAGCUGUGUUAAUAUGAUAAAUUGUGGCCACAACGAUAUUAAACUAAUAUGGGGCCCUCCAGGAACUGGAAAAACAAAGACUCUUGCUUGCUUAUUAUUUUGUCUACUCAAGUUAAAACACAGAACAUUGGCUUGUGCUCCAACUAACACUGCAAUUUUGCAAGUGGCUAAUCGGUUUCAUGGUUUAGUUCAUGGUUCACUUGGGUAUAAAACAUAUGGUUUAGGUGACAUAGUUCUAAUGGGCAACAGAUCGAGGAUGAAAUUAGACUCUAGUUCGGGCCUUCAGGAUGUGUUUCUUGAUCAUCGUGUGGAAAAUCUAGUGAAGUGCUUUGCAUCAUUGUCUGGUUGGAAGCAUACUGUAGAAUCAAUGAUCCAGUUAUUUGAGGACCCUGAGAAACAAUACUCCUUGUAUGAGAAAGAGAAGGGUGUUAUGUCAUUGGAAGAUUUUGCUCUGAAGAAAGACAGUAGCAUAGGAUCUGCAUUUCGUGUAUACAUUCGAUGCAUGGCGAGUAAUGAUACUAUGACUCUUACGGAGUACAUAAUGCAGAAACGGAAAGACAUUGUGGAUAAAUUUCGAUCUGAACAAGAAAGAAUGAAGAGUAUCAUGACAAUUCAGCAAUUUGUAAAGCAAAGAUUUGAAGAGUUAACAAAGAAGCUCAAGUUCUGCAUGCAAACUUUGUAUACACACUUGCCUAAAUCUUUUAUUUCGUUGGAAGAGGUGAAGAAAAUGUUUCAAGUUAUGGAUUUGUUAGAUUCUAUUGAAGUAAGAUUGAGGGUAAGUCUAUUUGGUGUUGGAGAAGGAAAAAACCUUAGUGAUUGCUUUGGAUCAUCAGGCAAAAUGUGCCUUAGUUUACUUAGUUUACUUUCGAAGUCAAUAUCCCUUCCAGAUAUUCCUGAGAAAGGUGGAAUAGAAAAGUUUUGCUUGACGAAUGCCAGCAUAAUUUUAUGUACCGCCUCAGGUUCUAUUAAACUGAAUACAGAAGGGAUUAAUCCAAUAAAAUUUUUAGUAAUUGAUGAAGCAGCUCAGCUUAAAGAAUGUGAAUCCGCUAUUCCGUUACAGCUGCCUGACUUACACCAUUGCAUCCUAAUUGGUGAUGAGAAACAACUUCCUGCAUUGGUCAAAAGCAAGAUUGCUGAAAAGGCUGAGUUUGGAAGGAGUUUGUUCGAGAGGCUUGUACUUUUAGGAUACAGGAAACAAAUGCUAAAUGUUCAGUAUAGAAUGCACCCAUCUAUUAGCUUAUUUCCAUGCAAAGAGUUCUACGAUGGGAAAAUUUCUGAUGCCCCCAAUGUCAUGCAAAAAAGUUAUAACAAGAGUUUCCUUGAGGGAGAAAUGUAUGGAUCAUUUUCUUUUAUUGACGUAGCUAAGGGUAAAGAGCAUUUUGGUCGUGGAGGAUUUAGUUCGAAAAACAUGGUUGAAGCUGCUGCCAUUUCUGAGAUUAUUGGAAGCCUUAAAGAAGAGUUUCUGAGGACAAGGAAAAAAGUUAGCAUAGGAAUCAUAUCUCCAUACAAUGCUCAAGUGUAUGAGAUUCAGGAAAAAAUUAAGAAAUAUGAUUCCCCUUCUUAUCCGGACUUUUCUGUUACCGUUCGUUCUGUGGAUGGAUUUCAAGGGGGUGAAGAAGAUAUCAUAAUAAUCUCCACUGUGAGAUCAAAUGGAAGUGGAAAUGUGGGUUUCCUUACCAAUACACAAAGAGCAAAUGUUGCUCUGACUAGGGCCAGAUAUUGCCUUUGGAUAUUAGGAAAUGCAGCUACUUUAGUCAGCAGUAACUCUGUAUGGAGAAAACUUGUUCUUGAUGCUAAGAAAAGAGAUUGCUUCCACAAUGCUGAUGAUGACAAUAGAUUGGCUCGAGCUAUUGACAUGGCUGUGUUUGAGCUUGAACUGCUACAAGAAUCUGAUUCACGAUUUAAGAAACUGAGCUUAGCUGACAAGUCAGAAAUCCCUAUCAAACUCGCUAAGGCUCGAAAACCAAGGCAGUGA
Sphenostylis stenocarpa is the source of this 2865-nucleotide messenger RNA. The record is from the annotation of a GenBank genome assembly. Lineage: Eukaryota; Viridiplantae; Streptophyta; Magnoliopsida; Fabales; Fabaceae.